GCCCCUUCAUCUCCAGUCUGCUUCUGUUGUCUCGGCGGUGAGCUGGUCUGGGAGAGAGGAUCUCGCGAGUGUUGGAGUUUUGGUGAGAGUUUGUGGAAGAUGGCGCCUGUUGUGACAGGGAAGUUUGGGGAGCGCCCUCAACCACAGCGCCUGACGAGAGAAGCAAUGCGGAACUAUCUGAAGGAGCGAGGAGACCAAACCGUUCUGAUCCUGCACGCUAAAGUUGCACAGAAAUCAUACGGCAAUGAAAAAAGGUUCUUCUGCCCUCCUCCAUGUGUGUAUCUGAUGGGCUGUGGCUGGAAGAAGAAGCGGGAACAGAUGGAGAGAGAUGGCUGCUCGGAGCAGGAAUCUCAGCCAUGCGCCUUCAUUGGGAUUGGCAACAGUGACCAGGAGAUGCAGCAGCUCAACCUGGAGGGGAAGAACUACUGCACAGCCAAAACAUUGUACAUAUCUGACUCGGACAAGCGCAAACAUUUCAUGUUGUCAGUGCGCAUGCUGUAUGGUAACAGCGCCAACAUCGGAGUCUUCCUCAGCAAACGCAUCAAGGUCAUCUCCAAGCCUUCCAAAAAGAAGCAGUCCCUCAAGAACGCUGACUUGUGUAUAGCGUCAGGAACGAAAGUGGCACUGUUUAACAGACUGCGCUCUCAGACGGUCAGUACGCGCUACCUACACGUGGAGGGAGGGAACUUUCAUGCCAGCUCGCAACAGUGGGGAGCCUUCUACAUUCACCUGUUGGAUGAUGAGGAGUCAGAGGGAGAGGAGUUCACCGUGCGUGAUGGUUAUAUUCACUAUGGCCAAACCGUCAAACUCGUCUGCUCUGUCACAGGAAUGGCCCUGCCUCGACUGAUCAUCCGCAAGGUGGAUAAGCAGACAGCCUUGUUGGAUGCAGAUGACCCCGUGUCUCAGCUGCAUAAGUGUGCCUUCUACCUAAAGGACACGGAGAGGAUGUACUUGUGCCUUUCCCAAGAAAGGAUCAUCCAAUUUCAAGCCACUCCAUGCCCGAAGGAACCAAAUAAAGAGAUGAUCAAUGACGGCGCCUCUUGGACAAUCAUUAGCACGGAUAAAGCAGAAUACACCUUUUAUGAGGGAAUGGGUCCUGUCCAGUCAUCUGUCACACCUGUGCCUGUGGUUGAGAGCUUACAGCUGAACGGUGGAGGGGACGUAGCGAUGCUGGAGCUAACAGGACAGAACUUUGCUCCGAACCUGCGUGUGUGGUUUGGAGAUGUGGAAGCAGAAACCAUGUACAGGUGUGGAGAGAGCAUGCUGUGUGUAGUUCCAGACAUUUCAGCAUUUCGUGAGGGAUGGCGGUGGGUAAGACAACCCGUGCAGGUUCCGGUGACACUGGUGCGGAACGAUGGCAUCAUUUACUCCACCACACUGACCUUUACAUACACACCAGAGCCUGGGCCCAGGCCUCACUGCAGCGCGGCCGGAGCCAUCCUGCGGUCCGGCAGCAGCGGCCUGCUGACCACCAGUGGGAGCAGCACAGGGGGAAACGCAGACACAGCAGCCUACGGCACCAACAGCACGCCAAACUCAGUCACAGCAUCGUCCUCCAACGCCACAGCCGCUGUGGUGUCAUAACGUACACAGGAAUACUUGAACUCUUCACGUGGAAAAAAGAAAAUUAACAACAAACAAAAAAGACAAGACUUUUUAAAAAGUGCUGCAUAUUGAUUUCAAAUCCAGAAGACAGAAUUGAGGAAUUCAUAGAGUGGAGAUUCAAAGGUGGAAAAAAAGAGAAGAUGCAGUCCUGGGAUUUUCGACUCACUGCAUUCUUCUGUAAGGAACGCAAGUGUCUGUGUGGUGCUGUGUGUGAUGGACACAAAAGCCAGAAAGGCAGAACACACCCACACCGAUCAACAAGACACAGAAAACGAGAAGGAGCCCCAGCAAUGAUACAUCUGCCAUGUACAAAAAUAUCUGUUGAGAUAGAAGUUCUAUUCUCCUCCCCCUUUUAUUUUAACUUCUGCCUUUCUCUCCCUCUUUCCUAGUUUGUGUGUUUUUGUGAAGGAGCACGAUGUGUCAUUGCCUGUGGGUGGAUCCGGACUCGUUAGAGGAGGGUCACAUUCAAAUUGUAAGAGUUACAUAUAGUUUUAUGGACCAAGGUUAUUGUAUAAGCUUUAGUAAUGGUACAUUUUUCUCCAUA
This is a messenger RNA of Colossoma macropomum (tambaqui), 2149 nucleotides long. RefSeq names its product recombination signal binding protein for immunoglobulin kappa J region b (gene rbpjb). Lineage: Eukaryota; Metazoa; Chordata; Actinopteri; Characiformes; Serrasalmidae. The transcript has 11 exons. Gene Ontology annotation, cellular component: MAML1-RBP-Jkappa- ICN1 complex; nucleus. Gene Ontology annotation, molecular function: RNA polymerase II cis-regulatory region sequence-specific DNA binding; DNA-binding transcription activator activity, RNA polymerase II-specific. The record is from RefSeq and is a predicted model, not a curated record. Gene Ontology annotation, biological process: Notch signaling pathway; regulation of transcription by RNA polymerase II. The coding region runs from base 100 to 1584 and encodes 494 amino acids.